AUGUUCAGCAAAUAUGUCUGUGAUGUGCCCCCAACCUUCCGGUCCAUAAUCCACUCCUGUACAGUGAGAUAUGAAUGGGGCACUGAUGACAGCAGGGACUAUAACACCUCAUGGACACCCCUGGUCAACACAACUGACCACCCCACUGACCAGUGGACAUACCAGUCUGCUUUCAAGCUGAGGUCACUUCCAUUUGCUGGAAAACAUGGCACUUACAAUGGUGGAGGAUAUGUUAAACUCCUUGGUGACACCAGAAAUAAAAGCUUGUCAAUUCUUGCGGACCUGCAGGAGUCCAAGUGGCUAGACCAGAGGACACGUGCCGUGUUCUUGGAGUUUACCCUGUACAACCCCCAGGUUAACCUGUUCAGUGUGGCACAGUUACUAUUUGAGUUCCACCCCACUGGGGCCAUCUUCCCUUUCUAUCAAAUCUUUACAUGUAAAUUUUACCAAUAUGGGAAUGGGUUGGAAAUCUUUGUCGCAGUUUGUGAAGUUAUGUUCAUCCUGUUUAUACUGACAUCCACAUACAGAGAGUUCAGCAAAUUCAGAAAUACUGGUUCUGAGGAAUACUUCUCAGAUCCUUGGAGUUACAUAGAGGUGGCAAUUGCCUGCCUGGGAUACUCAGCUAUUGGUCUGUUUUUUCAACGUUUAGUCAUAGUGAACUUCACCAUUGCCAAUUUCCAUGAACAUGGCAGAGAGGAAUUUGUGAACUUUUUCCCAGCAGCAUUCUGGGACUACAUCCUGGGCUACACCUUGGCUGCCAUGCUGGUGCUGACAGUGCUUAAGUUUUUCAAGCUGCUACGGUUUAAUGUCCGCAUGAACAUGUUGUCUGCCACUUUAAAGAAAUCAUGGAAACCUACACUACAUUUCUAUCUAGUUCUAGCUCUCCUCAUGAUGGCCUAUGCCUUCUUUGGGCAAUGUGCUUUUGGUCACUACAUUGAAAAAUUCAAGUCCUUAAUAGACACGUUACAGACUUUGUUCACUCUGAUCAUGGGAGGAUUUGAGUUUGCAAUUCUGGGAGACUCAAACCGUGUCAUUGGUAUUGUGUUUCUGAUAACCUUUGCCAUGAUAAUCCAGGUGACGCUGAUCAAUAUGUUCAUUGCCAUUAUCGACGAGUCAUUCAGAUAUGUUCUGAAGGCCACCAAGGAGACUUCCAAUGAGCUGGAGAUGGUGGACUUUAUGUGGACGAGAUUACUGGUGAUUCUUGGUCUCCACACAGGGGCAGGGGUCACCAUUCCUUCCAGUAUUGAUUUGAAGACACUGCAACAAGAGGCUCAGGGUGAAAAUGGUUCAAAUACAAAUAACUGACCUUUUAGAGAAUUGAUUUUUUACAUUUUCUUUUUCUGAACAAAUUGAUGCUGUAGGAAUCUAAGCACCAGAAUUGAUUUUAAACUUAUUCCGCAAACAACUAAUUUUUUUAAUCUUGACCACCAUAAGAAGCUUAGUUUUGAAAAUUUCCAAACAAAUUGAUAUAAUUCUAGAAAUAUGUUUAGUAAAUUUGGUUUGAAUAAUUCAACAAAUAACAAUAUUUGAUAUGCAUAUUGAGUAUAUGAUUAGAGUUCUCUGUAUAAUUGACUUAUUAUUGCCACUUGCUGAAAGCAGGAAAUUGUAUACUUUAAGUGGACCAUACUGUUUGUGGUCUCCACAUGGAUGUAUGUUU
Molecule: messenger RNA, 1657 nt
Organism: Lingula anatina
Lineage: Eukaryota; Metazoa; Brachiopoda; Lingulata; Lingulida; Lingulidae
Product: polycystin-1-like protein 2
Biological process (GO): detection of mechanical stimulus
Cellular component (GO): membrane
Molecular function (GO): calcium channel activity; protein binding; calcium ion binding
Source: RefSeq, a predicted model, not a curated record